AAAAAAAACCUAAUUUCCUAAUUCCCUUUUCUUUCUUCUUCUUCUUCUUCUAUCCUGCCGCACUCUCCUCCUUCUUCUUCUUGGAGAUCGUUACCUUGCUCCAGAGUAUGCCAUUAGUGGUCGUUUGACAAGGAAAUCAGAUAUUUACAGCUUCGGUGUACUGCUCUUGGAGGUCGUUAGUGGCCGAAAAGUCGUUGAUUUUGAUAUGGAACAUGGAGAGCAUUACCUGGUUCAGAAGGCUUGGGAAGCUUACAAGGGUGAUGAACUUAUUCAGUUAGUUGAUUUUGUUCUUGAAACAAACUUUCCUGAAGAAGAAGCAGUGAGAUUCAUCAAGAUCGGAUUUCUUUGCGUGCAAGAACAUACAAGCCUACGUCCAUCAAUGGCUACCGCAAUAAAGAUGUUAGCUAACGAGAUUUCACUGAGAGAUGUUGAGGUAUCACAACCAUGGGCUGGUUUCCGAUCUCAUGUUUAUAAAAAUGGACCACCAGCAUUUGUCUCAAAGCACUUUCUCAAAGGGCUCCACAAUCAGCUUCCAAAGUCCUCGUACAUCUUAUUUCUGACUACCAUGUUUUUCUUUCAUAUGCUAUAAGAAGAAGAAGAAGGAGGAGGAGGAGGAGAGUGCGGCAGGAUAGAAGAAGAAGAAGAAAGAAAAGGGAAUUAGGAAAUUAGGGUUUUUUUUUUUUUUUAAUUUUUUUAAAAUUGUUUUUUUAAUUUUUAAAGAAAAAUAUUUUUUUUAUUUUUUAUUUUUUAAAAUAAUUAUUUUUUUAUUUUUUAAAUAUUUAUUUAUGUGGACCAAUAAAAUUGUGCCACGUGUACACUGUGUACACGUAGACAUUCCAAACAUGGCACUUAACAGCCAAAAAUGGAUGGAAAAGGCUAAGUGCUAACAGAACUUGGGUUUAGGUACAAAUUACUCUU
Messenger RNA from Cannabis sativa, 918 nucleotides. RefSeq names its product cold-responsive protein kinase 1-like. Lineage: Eukaryota; Viridiplantae; Streptophyta; Magnoliopsida; Rosales; Cannabaceae. The transcript has 2 exons. Bases 206 to 589 code for a protein of 127 amino acids. The record is from RefSeq and is a predicted model, not a curated record.